GUGAGUCAAGCACAUUUUUACUACGAAUGGCUUUCGAUGUGAACUCGGAGCAUAGGUUCCAAAAGUCAGAAACACUGAUCACUUUAAGGGCGCGAUUUUCUUGCGCGUGCAACAUUUGCGUCACAGAGAUUUAUCUUUAUGACGUUCUCAGAGCGAGCGAAAAAAAACGCGUGCUAGCAGACACGAAGUGAUUUGAAAAUAUUGCGUGUAAGGUCCAAUGUACGAAAACGGUAUGGGUCCGGUUGCACAAGAAACUGAAGAAACUUCCGCGAGCGAUUCGAUAUUGUUCAACAGUGAUUCAUUAUGUUCCUCGCUGGGCCUGUCACAAGAUUUGGCUGUGAAUGAAAACGGACUCAAUGAGAACCUGAACAUGGAAUAUCCCGAGGAGUCGGUCUUUUCAGCUUCAGACACAGAAGCUGACUCUGCGAUCUCGUUGGUUAAAUGCUUGAACAGUGCUUCGCCAUCUUCUUCGCUUGUUUGUCGUCGCAACGAUAAUUCUGCCAUUAUAAGGCUAAACAACGAAUUGCUGAAAGCCAAAAAGAGCAACUGGGAGGUGUUGGACGCUUUGGCAAAAGCUUAUCGAGAUAUUAAAGAUCUGCGUUUGCGAGAACAGCGGGUGAAUGUUAUUCUGUCGAGUUGUGACGGUAAACUCAGCUGCACGAACGGCUUAAAUGAAAGCCUGUUGUUACCAGACAGCAAAAUUAUAGAGCUGCAGCUUGCUUUGAGGAGAGAGGAGUCUGUGAAAACGCGAGAGGACUUCCGUGCUCUUAUGAAAGAGCGAGAUAAGCUGAAGGAAUUGCUAGCUGAGAGUGAAAAUGAACGGCGUUUGGUUUCGCUUACAAGUGAUCAUCGCGAAAGAGAGUUGGAGCUUGCUCAGAGCCGAAUAAGAGAUUUAACAGCCAAUAUCAAAGAGAAAGAUGCAAAAAUAUCAUCCGCUCAAGACAAGUUGGCUGCCUUUGAGAAAGAUAUGAAACAGAAGAACGAAGAACUUGGCAAAAUUCUAGACGAGAAAUAUUCAUUUAGGGAUGCUGUAGUCCGGAGUGAACAAGAGGUAGAAGCUCUGACAGAAAAACUUCAAAACCUCUUGCUUUACAAGGAGGAAAAUGUCAAGAAUUCUAAUUACACGGGUCACUCGCUUGGAAUUCAAACUGAUAAUUCGCGCCAUCUAAGCGAAGGGCAAGUUAUCGUGGAGGACGAAAGACUUCAGGAUGAGAUACGCGUCUUAGAGGCAAGACAUAACGAGGACAUGAGGGUCACCAACGAUUUGCGUGCACAACUUAAAGAAUGGGAAAGGAUUGUUGCUGCCAUGAAUAAACAUGUGGAAGAUACGAACCAGCAGCAGUUGGGAGCUCGGAACGAAAUUGCUGAAUAUGUAAGGAUGCUUGAGAAACAAUUGAGGGAAUUGAAGAAGAACAAUAGAUCAAUCGCUAACAGACAGAGCGAUUCUACGCGAGAUAAGGAGAAGUGGUGUACUGAAGCUACUACACAGAGUGAGCCAGCAAAACUUGAGGAGUUAGAAGAUUGGCAGCAUACUAGUCAAGAAUUAGAGUUAAACCAAUCGGCUGAUGUGAAUUUCGUAGAUUAUCUAAAAUGUUCCCAGUCAUCUGAAGUUGAUGGCGAGAAGGAUUUGAAAGACGCUCUGCGGGACAGCGAGAUAAUUGCUGUUGAUUUAGACAACGUUUUCGCUUCCGAAGAGGAAAGUGUCGACUUUCGUCUUCAAUCUUCGACCGGACUUGUCGUUCAGCCUGACGAUGUGCGAAUGGCUAGAGUAGCAUUCGCAGAAACCUUUGUUGCCCACGUUCCAGAGGUAAGAACUGUUACCAAUGUCUCUGAUUCUAGUGCAACCAAUGUGAGGGAUUCUUAUGUCUCCGUCCAACGCCCAGCUCGGAAAACGGGCUCAGGAAAAAGGAGAAAGCUGCCACAGGCUACCAGGAAAACAAGUGUCUCAAGCACAAACAGCGAAAUAUCACAGUCUGACGAAACACUAUCAAUAACGUCAUCUGAAUCACAUAUAUCGCGUGAUACAACAAAUAUGCGUAGGGUGUCCCGCGGAGGGUCAGGUCGGCGACUACCCACUGUCCCCGGUGGAGUCGUAGAAAUCGAUGUACGUCCCAUGAACGUUGAUGUUUCUGCGGAUAAUUCCGCGGCUAGACAGCCCCCGGCAGUGGCGUCAAUAUAUCAGAAAGGUUUUACUGUUCCUAGUAGUCUUCGGCAAGAUUCUGGAUUUGGUGAAAGUUUGAGAAUUUCUCCUGUGCCCACAAGCAAGGAUCACGUAUUCGGUAUUAACAAGCUGAGGAGAAAGUUUAACAAAGAAAAGAGAGGUCCAGGAUCACCAAAAGUCGAUGAUACUCGAGACUCCAAAAAGGAGCGUUUAAGGCGGAAGCUCUGCUUGGGAGGAAGUAGACGUAGAAAUUCAGUUGGCACUGUGAGCAGCGUCUCCGAUAGUUUCAAAUCGGUGACUCCUUUGAAUAGUGACGCAGAGGAUGAGGGCGGAUCAGUAAAUGAAUCUUUUGAUUGGGAAAAUUUGUCACCGGCCAUUAAGACUUCGACACCAAGGAAAGGAAUCGAGCAAAGGAUCAAAGGUGGCUUUCCUCAGCGGUCCAAGCAAAUCACAGGCCAGCGUAAGAGAUCCGCCUUGCUACUUGUAUUUCGGCAUCUAAAUCCUGUUGAGCUCUGUGGCCUAGCACGAGUGUGCCGUGAAUGGCGCGCACUAAGUGAGCAUCCUUCGCUUUGGAAACACGUUACUUUACACGAGAUACCGCUGAAUAAUAUGGCUCUUCAGGUAAUAUCUAGGAGAUGUAGCUCCACGCAAUUCCUAAGGCUCAAAGGGCUGAGGAGAGUAAGAUCAAAAGACAAAUGCAAUUCUUCAAAGACAUCAGAGGAUUUGCGGUGUUAUCUAGAGAGGGGGAUGGAGUAUAUUUUGAAGGCUGCUGGUUCAAGCUUGUUGAGCCUGCACGUCGAAGACUGCGGCCCAUUGAUAUCAGACAGGUGUUUAGCUUUGGCAGGCUCUCACUGUAAAGAGCUACAAGCAUUUAUAUACAUUAGUGAUUCAUAUCCCGCUUGUCCUGAGGCACUGUGGGCUUUAUGGGCGUGUAGACAGCUUGUCACUCUCAGAGUACCACCGAUGUUUCCAUGUGACCAUCCUGGACGAUUCAAUGACAAGAGCGUGGAAACGAUAGCAAACUGCUGGCCAAAUAUGCGCCAUUUGUCGGUAGGCGGACCCAGUCUCUCGUCUGCGGGACUUACUUAUAUUGCCAAAGGUUGCCUGAGGCUCCAAGAGCUGGAACUUGAUCGGACAAUUGCAAUCAACGAAGAAAUUGCCCACGCCAUGUGUCUCUGUGGACUACGAGGCCUGGAGACUAUAUCCUUCACAUUUACCCCAGUCUCUCCCGGAGCCAUUAAGGAAUUACUCGGUGCUUGCCCAAGGUUAGAGCGCAUCGAAGUACACAUUGGGAUAUCAGAUUACUUUAUAGACGUGGACGAUGACGCCACCAAAAGAAAAUACUCUCGCAUUGUUAAGAAACUUGAGGCUUUAAAAGGAGAGAAUCAAGAAUUUGCCAGAGUACUUUGGAUAAAAUCUGAUUAUGGAUGAGUUUGCCUCGUUAUUGCCUGCUAACUUGCACGUGACGAAAUUGGUGGUACAAAAAAUGAAACGUCUAAAUAACUAUUUAUUGAAAAAAAUGUAGAAUUUAUAAAAUGGGUUAUUUUACAUAUUCUAUUUUGCGCUCAGUAAUAAAUUAUUUCCU
Molecule: messenger RNA, 3746 nt
Organism: Pocillopora verrucosa
Lineage: Eukaryota; Metazoa; Cnidaria; Anthozoa; Scleractinia; Pocilloporidae
Product: golgin subfamily B member 1
Molecular function (GO): protein binding
Source: RefSeq, a predicted model, not a curated record